Molecule: messenger RNA, 435 nt
Organism: Stereum hirsutum FP-91666 SS1
Lineage: Eukaryota; Fungi; Basidiomycota; Agaricomycetes; Russulales; Stereaceae
Exons: 1
Source: RefSeq, a predicted model, not a curated record
UUGCCAAAGGGGCGAGCGCGUAAAUUGGCUCCUAAGUUUAUCGGACCAUUCAAGAUCUUGAAAGCUUAUGGCAAUGAUUCCUUCAAGAUUAAGCUUCCUGCCGAGUUAAGACAGCGGGGCAUUCACGAUGGAUUCCAUGCGAGUCUACUCCGAAUUCAUGUCCCCAAUGAUGACCGGCGCUUCCCUGGCAGACAGUUGCACCAGAUCAAGGGCUUUGGGAAGACGGCACAAUGGGCUGUUCAGAAAAUAUUGUCACACCGUGGCAAUGCGAAGCAGGCCUAUUUCGAAAUUGAAUGGACAACAGGCGACCGAACCUGGCUUCCUUACCACGAGGUACAACACUUGCCGUUUCUAGCCGAAUAUUUGGAGGCUUUGGACAUAAGCGAUAUCUCUAAACUAAAGGGCUCAAGUCUGCAAGAAAUACCGACGCCAGAG